Acaulospora colombiana is the source of this 732-nucleotide messenger RNA. The record is from the annotation of a GenBank genome assembly. NCBI's taxonomy places the organism in Eukaryota, Fungi, Glomeromycota, Glomeromycetes, Diversisporales, Acaulosporaceae.
AACCAACAGCCGACAACGCAACCUCAGCAGAGACCCACCCCAACCAUGGGUGCGCCCUCUUCCGCGUCAAUUUCUAGAAGAGACCGUCGGCUGAAGAGGCCCAUGAAUGCAUUCUUGAUAUUCAACAAAGAGAUGCGACCAAAGGUCUUGGAAAUGAAUCCUAAUAUGACGGUCGCCGAGAUUUCCAAGACCAUCGGGGAGAAUUGGCGAGGCAUGUCAGAGGAAGAAAGAGAGCGAUACCUUCAAAGGGCUCGCGAUCUGAAGAAUGAAUUUCACGAGACCCACCCGGACUUCGUCUACACUCGUAGGUCAAAGGCCGAGCUCGCCGCAGCGGGUCACCAUAGUUAUUCGAAGAAACGGAGUUCUUCUCAACGCGAUGAAUCCGACUCCGAGGAUGAACAACGUGUUCAGCACCAGAACAAUCACCACGAAGGAUCCUCAUCCACCUCUCCGGUGAAGGAUCCCCGAGGUCGUAAGAAGAAACGAAGUCGUCAUCCUACGGCACCCAAGCAUCCUAUGUCCGGUUUCCUGUUCUACGCUUUGGAAAUGAGGCCACACAUAGCAGAACAAAAUCCGGGGAGCACGGUUGGCCCAAUCAGCAAAAUUAUUGCAGGCCAUUGGAAGAAUCUGACUCCUGAACAAAGAAAACCAUGGGAAAAGAAAGCCUCGGAUGAUAAGGCUCGAUAUGCCAGGGAAAUGGAGACUUACUUGCAAUCUCAAAAAGAUGAUUAA